AUGAACAGUACUUCCAAUGAAAACACGUUUAAAAUUCUUGCUCAAGGAAAUGAUUAUCUUUCUAUUGAAGCAACGGUGUCUGCAAUUAAUAAUGUAAUUUAUUCUGCGUCUCAUCCAGAAGAAACUCAUGGACCAUCAAGAAAAGAACUUUUAUCAUCAUUUUUUAAUUCAGCAAUAACAACUCUAUACACACCAUUAAUGGCAGUUGCAACAGACAUAAAUGGAAAUGGAAAAAUUUCAAAAGAAGAGUUUAAGAGAACAUUAGACAUUAUUCAACAAUAUGGACUUAAUAAAAAUUCUGAACUUAAUCUUGCCAAUGCAGUACUUUUUUGUAUUCUUGAUUUAAACAAUGAUGGUAAAAUACCAACUGAUGACAUGAUAUGUUUUAUUGUUAAAAUGUCACAACAACAACCAUCAGAAGAAUCAAAAGAAGAAGUCAGAUCUAUUAUCGAUCCAUCACAUAAAGGGUAUGUUGAAUUAAAAGACUUUAUUAAAGCAAUGAAUAUGUAA
Messenger RNA from Entamoeba histolytica HM-1:IMSS, 510 nucleotides. RefSeq lists its product as uncharacterized. Lineage: Eukaryota; Evosea; Mastigamoebida; Endamoebidae. The record is from RefSeq and is a predicted model, not a curated record. Gene Ontology annotation, molecular function: calcium ion binding. Bases 1 to 510 code for a protein of 169 amino acids. The transcript has a single exon.